Cygnus olor (mute swan) is the source of this 4492-nucleotide messenger RNA. It is a transcript of the gene PTAR1, whose product is annotated as protein prenyltransferase alpha subunit repeat containing 1. Gene Ontology annotation, cellular component: cytoplasm. The transcript has 7 exons. Lineage: Eukaryota; Metazoa; Chordata; Aves; Anseriformes; Anatidae. The record is from RefSeq and is a predicted model, not a curated record. Bases 100 to 1407 code for a protein of 435 amino acids. Gene Ontology annotation, molecular function: protein prenyltransferase activity. Gene Ontology annotation, biological process: protein prenylation.
GCCCCGCGUUGCCGGCCGACCCGGAAGAGCUCGGCUCGGCUCGGCGCGGCCCGGCACGGCCCGGCUCGGCUCGGCUGGGCUCGGCGGCGGAGGCGGAAGAUGGCCGAGUCGCCGGAGGAGGUGGCGGUGCUGGUGCAGCGGGUGGUGAAGGACAUCCGCAACGCCUUCGCGCGGAACCCGCACAUAGAUGAGAUUGGAUUAAUACCCUGUCCUGAAGCCAGAUAUAACCGGAGCCCUAUAGUCCUGGUAGAAAACAAGCUUGGUGUGGAGAGCUGGUGUGUCAAGUUUCUUUUGCCAUAUGUCCACAAUAAACUUCUACUCUACAGACAAAGAAAACAAUGGCUGAACAAAGAUGAGCUGAUAGAUAUCACGUGUACGCUGCUGCUACUGAACCCAGACUUCACCACGGCUUGGAACGUGAGGAAAGAAUUAAUACUAUCUGGCACUUUAAAUCCACUUAAAGAUUUGCAUCUUGGAAAACUGGCGUUAACCAAGUUUCCAAAGAGUCCAGAAACAUGGAUUCAUAGACGAUGGGUGCUGCAACAUCUAAUUCAGGAAAACUCCUUGCCCACUCUUGUGAAUAAAGGAAACUUGGGAGCAGCACCUGUGGAGAGAAUUCAUCGACUAGUGCAGGAGGAAAUGAAUGUCUGCUCUGAAGCUGCUGGGAGAUACCCAAGUAACUACAAUGCCUGGUCCCAUCGCAUCUGGGUUUUACAGCAUGUGGGAAAGCUGACUGUCAAGAUUCUCCUUGAUGAACUUACUUCCACUAAAUAUUGGGUAUCCAUGCAUGUCUCAGACCACAGUGGAUUUCAUUAUCGCCAGUUCUUACUCAAAUCCUUGAUAAGCAGAACUGUGAAUGAUGAUAAUACACUGGUACGAAAUCAAAUGGUAAAUGAGCAAAACCCUAGUCUUCAAAAGGAGGAAGAAGGUGAAGGUGCAGAAGCUGCCUGUGCAGAGGAGCAGAGUGUGGAUAUCCCCCACUAUUUAGAGGAGGAGUUGGAUCUCUGCACUGAUCUGAUUGACACUUACCCAGGGCAUGAAACCUUGUGGUGUCAUAGAAGGCGUGUGUUCUACCUUCAGCACCACCUAGGCAACAGACUUCCUCUUCUGAGUGCGGUUGUGUCAUCUGUGGACAGCAGUGAUGAAGCUUUUCAUAAUUCACACCCCUGUCCUGCAACACGUCACGUGGCACAAGCUAUGGAUGUUGAUGGUUUGAGUGAAUCCAGCAGCAAACAAGGUUAUACUCAAGAAACAAAACGGCUGAAGCGUGGUCCUUUGCAGGACUCUGUUGGGCCAGAAACAGAAUACCGGUUCGUUGAUAAAGUUUUAUCAACUUGCAGAGAUGCGGACCAAGCCAGGUUUGCUACUGCUUAUAGGAAAUGGCUAGUUACUUUUUUAGGUCAGUGAAGGAAGUGUUUAAAGCCUUCAGGGUUGUUCUUUUAGUGCAAUAUUCUUUUUUCAGACACAAACGCAUGUCUUCAUUGCAAGUGUUAGCUAACCAUGUGUUUCUCACUCUUUUAAUGGUCAGUCCUAAAAUUGAUACUCAGAGUAGAAGUUUGUCACUUUAUUUAUUAAAGAACUGGCAUACCUUUUUACUAAGCAAAUACAGUUUGUCGUCCUUUAACCUUUUAAGAAGUCACUCUUUUUCUACCUGUGUGCCAGCUUCCUACCAUGCCAUUGUCUUAUUUUUUAACUUCUGCAUUAAGGUGGACUCUGAAUCAUGUGGCUUUUAAGAAAAAAAAAAAGUCUGCUUUUGAAACAGAGUGUCUGGAAAAAGAAUAAGAGGAUUUGUCAGUACCAGCUUAACCUGUUUCCAGGUUUUUCCUCUCUACUAUACUGGAUCAUGCUAAAACUGUAUUGGAUUCAGACUAUAUUCAGUGAGUGCUAUUACUUUUGUAUUAGCUACCUUUGGCAGAACACCAGACUGCAGUGUUUCUUCCUUGAGGAAAUAAUGGUGUUGGAGUCAUAUCUUUUAUUAUUGUUACUUUUUUCCCCUAUUAGUUGUCACGAGUUUGAUAAGAAAGUAUAUGAAAUUGAAAUUCUGAAAAGCAGAUGCAUGAAAAUGAACUAUUUUCUGUCAAAAGCACACACACACAGUCAGAGCUAUAUUUGGAAAUAUUUUUCAUAGAACAGACUUCUUUACGUUCAUUUCCUACUUUGUAUUUAUUUAUUUAUUUUACCUCAACAAUCCAGAAUUAAUGACACUUGAUAUACAUUUCUGAAUGUAUUACAUACACUACAGAAUAUCAGCCUGCUAAGUCACAAAUUGAUAACUUGUACUUAACCAACACCAUACAAAUCCAAAAGAUGGUGGACUAAAAAGUAAUUCUGCUGACUGGUUGUUGAGACUAUACAAUUCAAAAAAAGACAGCAGGAGGGAGCUGUCUCUUCACUUUUGUUCGUCUGCAGGGCUUCAGUGGUUUGUUUUGUUUCUGUUUGUUGUUUUUUUUUUUUUUUCCCCCUUUGGAACCCUCUUUCAUUGCACUUCUCCAACCAUAGGACCUCUGUUUACAUAACUAUAAAUUUUAAGGGGAUUUGAUAUACAUUUCUGUUCUGGUGGAAUUAAACAUGAAUGGUUUAUUUUGUUGUUUCUUUAGGAGUUGUCUAUAUAAGGGAUUUUUAAGGGGAGAAAUAUUGUACAACUGUAGAGGUUUGUACAAUGGCAACAUUGCCUCUGUUCCAAACAGAGAAUAUUCACUGAGGGUAUUAGAUUUUUUAAGCUAGAGUCUUCGCCAAAAUUGCUGUAUAUUUCUCCUGCCCAAAGUGCCUCCUGACUACAAUAAGUUUUAAGCUGCUGUUUCUGUUGGGCAGAGAGAGAGAGCACGAACGAGGGACUGAAAGAUAGGUAGCCUGCUCAAAAAAGUUAUCACCUGAAAAGAAAAAAGGCACUUGAGAUGUGGAAUUCGAACAGUCCUAAAUAAUUUGGUGGAUAGAGGUUACUCAUGCAUUUCAGAAUAAAAAUUGACCUUGUCUGGUCUUAGAGAGGAUGUUCAUAAUCCAUUUCAGCCACAAAGUAGCAAACGGAGACAUUUCUAAAUAUGUGCUCUUCUGUUUGUAGUACCUAGAUACAUCUGACUCAGGCUUGAGGAUCUGCAUGGCAAAGCUUUGUCUCUGUCAGCCUACACUUUCCUCUGUAAAGGUAGGGAGAUUAUGGCUGUUUGUUUUCAGUUGAUCUGAGAUGCCAUCUUGGUUGAUGGUUUUAGUUGCAGAAUAAUGUAGCUGAUGUGUGAAAGGGGUGUGGGAAUGGCUUGAGAGGAUUAUUAGGUCAUAAGAUGUUUUCUGUGUGACCACUGAAAAGUGGGUACAUUCAGGUACAAACUAGAGUCAACCCAACUCUAGCAAGAAGUUACACCCAUCCCAGAAGAUACAAUAUGUUUUGCAUAUGAAAGGUACACUAAGGCAUGUGCAGUAGCCUGGGUCAGCUUGAUUACAGAUAUCCCAUUAACGACUAGUAUGAACUUGGAAAGUGUGACAUCAUCUGGCAGUCUAUUAAGGACCAUAUUUGUGGUCCUUGGUUAGUUAGACAGUAACUUAGUUGCAUUUUCUUUGUUUACCUUUGCAAAAAUUACCUCCUCAUAAGAAGAACAGAAGCAGACAGAAGACUGAGAAGUGGGAGCAGGAUAAGAAAUGUUUCUGAAACUGUGGGAGGGAAGAAAUGCUCCCUUCUUGCACUGGAGUGAUUGAGGCUUUUAGAGGAACUUGCAAGAUUUAUGCCAGAGCCUGACUUGAAACCCAUACUAUAUUUCUUCCAGACUAUAAUCUGGAGUCUUGGCUUUCUUGGAGCUAAAUCAUGGAAGUACUGUGCUAUUGAAUUUGACAGUCUUCGUGACAUAAACACUUAGGAUCAAACAACUGCCCUCAAAUGAAUGUGUGCAGUUCCUAUUUUUGUCAGCAGGAGUUAUGCAUGCUUGUAUGAAGACAAGAUUUGGUCCUACAUAACUGAAUAGAGUUUCAUUGUGCUUUUGUGCUUGGAAGAUGUUCUGAGAGCUCUGAUUAGAGAUGGUGCUCAUAUUUUAUUACUUGCACAGAACACUGGUGACUGUAGAACGAAUCCAAAGUGUGAAUUUUUAAAACCUAUACCUGAUGGAAAAAUUCCUUUUUUUUUUUUUUUUUAUCCAAUGAGAAUUGCUGCUUUUAGAAAUGUUUUCAGAAUAGACUGCCACACAGAAAAGUAAACAAUGGAAAUGAAUUUGAUUGAAACGAGUCAUGUUUUCCAUUUGGAAAGACAUGCAAACAGUAAGCUGACAAAAAAAAAAAGGCUUUAAUUUUUUUCACUGUAACAAUGUAAGUUAUAGGGAUGAAUAAAAUAGAUAACUAAAUUAUUUCUUGUUGUCAGUGUCUUGAAGCCUCUUACAUGAAAUGAAUGAAGAGAUACUUAAAGCAAAUUGUAUUAAACUCACAAUGAUAUAAUGUUCUGGAACUAUGAUCUUUGGAACACACCUAUUUAGACAUUCAAUAUUAGUUCAGAGUCCCAUAUGGGCAUGACUUACAA